Kluyveromyces marxianus DMKU3-1042 is the source of this 1662-nucleotide messenger RNA. It is a transcript of the gene RKM3, whose product is annotated as protein-lysine N-methyltransferase. The coding region runs from base 1 to 1662 and encodes 553 amino acids. Lineage: Eukaryota; Fungi; Ascomycota; Saccharomycetes; Saccharomycetales; Saccharomycetaceae. Gene Ontology annotation, cellular component: nucleus. Gene Ontology annotation, molecular function: protein binding; protein-lysine N-methyltransferase activity. Gene Ontology annotation, biological process: peptidyl-lysine monomethylation. The transcript has a single exon. The record is from RefSeq and is a predicted model, not a curated record.
AUGUCAAAUACGGACAUCAGUGAUCUGAGUGGGAUCUUGUCUUUUGUUCAUGAUGCUCAAGGUUAUAUCAAUACAAAGAGUUGUGAGAUAAGAAGAUCACAGCAUGGAGGGCUUGGUGUUUUUGCAUUGGAUGAUCUAGAGGAAGAUACCAUUUUGCUUAGGUUACCAAAGUCAUCUGUUUUCACACCAGAAAAUAGCAGCAUUGCUAACCUACUAGUUGACUCAGAAUUGAGCGGAAUAUUAGCAUUGAACAUUGCAUUUAUAUACGAGAUGUUCGUAUUCGGAGAGGCCAACCUUUGGUACAAGUAUCUUAAGAGUAUCACUUUUAAGCAUGGGGAUAAACUAUAUUUGCCUCCGGCGUACUGGAGCGAAGAAUAUAAGCGAUUCUUAAAGAAUACGUGUUUGGACACUGUAUUCGAAGCCUUAUCGCCUCAGGAUGAGAUCGAAGAAGGUUUCAAAGUAGGAGUUGCAUUAUCGCAUAAGUGGAAUGAAGAAUUUGGAUUAAAGAUACCUUAUAUAUUUGACUUUGAUCUUGACAAUGAAGCUGCGACUGCUAAAAACUUCAUGGAGUUUGUUGCUAUUGCAUAUGCAAUUUCCUCGAGAGUUUUCGAGAUAGACAAUUAUCAUGAUUCUGGAUUAGUAGUCAUAGCGGAUCUUUUCAACCAUCAUUCCUCAAGUCCCGAUGUCCGGUUUGAAAGUAUCUACGAUGUGUGUGGUAAGUGUGGUGAGAUGGGUGCAUGCAGACACAUUAUAGCAGCCACUAAAAUCAUGGAUAUGGAGGCGCAGAAGAGCGAAUCCGAUGUACCAAAGGGUUCUGGCCCUGGCACUGGCACUAUUAGCAUGGAACUUAUCGAAGAACUUGAAAACGAAGAGGAGGACGACGAGGAUGGAGACGAGGAUGGAGACGAUGAGAAGGAAAAGAUACAGAUGCCUGGUAAAAUAAAUCCCGAUGAGUGUGUCGAUAUCGUGCUUUCGAAACCGGUUGACGCCGGCGCCGAAAUUUUUAAUUCAUAUGGGGAUCAUUCGAAUUCCUAUUUGCUAGCACGAUACGGGUUCUGUGUAGUCGACAAUCCUCAUGAUGUGGUUGAUUUAUCUGAAGAGGUUUUGGAGUAUGGUAAGAAGAACCAAAAGCGUAUCGGAGAGAGAAUGGAAUGGUGGGAGAACGGUUUACACUUGAGUUUCAAAGAAUGGUACCAGGCCUCUAGACAGGAGAUUCAAGAUGAAGAAGAGGACCAAGAAGAAGAGACAAGUACAGGAGAACAAGAUCAGGACAACGAUGAUGAAGAUGAAGAUGAAGAUGAAGAUGAAGACGAAGACGAAGACGAGGAGGAGGAGGAGGAGGAACUCGAUGCUUGGCAAUUUAUGUACCUCGAUUUUGACGGAAAACCAAACGAAAUAUUGCUUGCAAUCAUUAACCUACUUACAAUGCCAUCUGCCGCCUACAAAAAAUUCCUAUCGGCCAAGGACGAUUCCUCGAAACUGCUCAGGAAACUUCCACAGUUAGAAUCGCCUCUUUCAAAAGAAGGUAAAUCACUACUAAAAACAUUAUGCUCUUCUAAAAAGUACGCUAAUAUCCCCGGAACUGAGGGCGACUAUAACCUUGACCAGAUCAGAAUACUUGUAUCGUCAGAACGCAGUAUCCUUCGCAAGGCAAUGUCAUAA